Molecule: messenger RNA, 2035 nt
Organism: Pyrus x bretschneideri (Chinese white pear)
Lineage: Eukaryota; Viridiplantae; Streptophyta; Magnoliopsida; Rosales; Rosaceae
Product: guanine nucleotide-binding protein alpha-1 subunit
Exons: 14
Coding region: 481-1653 (390 amino acids)
Biological process (GO): adenylate cyclase-modulating G protein-coupled receptor signaling pathway
Cellular component (GO): heterotrimeric G-protein complex
Molecular function (GO): G-protein beta/gamma-subunit complex binding; GTPase activity; guanyl nucleotide binding
Source: RefSeq, a predicted model, not a curated record
ACUUUGACUGAAAAGUGUGAGAGGAGAGAAGGUGGAAGAAUCAUCCGAGAAGAAAAACAGAGCUUUGCAGCUUUCGGCGCUCUUUCUUUUUCUUUCUAUUUUUUCCCUUUUUGUUUCCAGAUUUGGCAAACACUUCGAUAACCAUUUCGCUUCCUCAUAACUUUUCAUACAUUUAUAUACAAUUCCCACAACAUUCAUUGGUUUCAAAUUCCAAUUUUCUGCUCUGUUUGUAUUAAAUUUUUUAAUUUAAAUACACACCCAAAAAACACCAUUUAUUGCCCACGUUUAGCACAAUAGCACUUAUACAAAAAGCAAUUUCGAUUCAGCUCAAUCUGCUUCUGCUGCUGCUGCUUCAGUGCAAAACUCCACAGCCCAGAAACGAAAGGUGGUUUCUUUUUCAUCGGGUUUGUGAUUAGGUCCAUUUGAUAUAAGUUUUUCGGAAGGGAGUUGAAGGUACAUGGUACACGUCGUGCACUGUUUAUGCUGUCUAUUUUGAUCGAAAAUAUGGGCAUACUCUGCAGUAGAAGCAAACACUACAACGAAGCGGGCAGCGAAGAGAAUGCUCAGACUGCAGAAAUUGAAAGACGAAUUGAACAAGAAACGAAGGCCGAAAAGCAUAUUCAGAAACUUCUCCUACUUGGAGCUGGGGAAUCCGGGAAGUCCACAAUUUUUAAGCAGAUAAAGCUUUUGUUUCAAACUGGAUUUGAUGAGUCCGAGCUCAAGAGCUACAUCUCAGUCAUCCACGCCAAUGUAUAUCAGACCAUAAAAGUACUGUAUGAUGGGUCAAAGGAGCUUGCUCAGAACGACAGAGAAACGUUUGAAAUAUCCAGAGAACAUAAGGAAAUUGGAGAGAAACUAUCAACAAUUGGCAGCAGAUUGGAUUAUCCACGUCUCACUAAAGAGCUUGCACAGGAUAUAGAGACUCUUUGGAAAGAAGCGGCAAUUCAGGAAACAUGUGCUCGUGGUAAUGAACUCCAAGUUCCUGAUUGUGCCCACUAUUUCAUGGAGAAUCUUCAAAGAUUAGCUGACCCAGAUUAUGUUCCAACCAAGGAGGAUGUUCUUCAUGCUAGAGUUCGUACAACUGGUGUUGUAGAGAUCCAGUUCAGCCCUGUUGGAGAAAAUAAGAAAAGCGGUGAAGUAUAUCGACUCUUUGAUGUUGGAGGCCAGAGAAAUGAGAGAAGGAAAUGGAUCCAUCUAUUUGAAGGCGUUACAGCUGUAAUAUUUUGUGCCGCAGUUAGCGAGUAUGAUCAAACACUCUUCGAGGAUGAAAGCAAAAAUCGAAUGAUGGAGACAAAGGAACUUUUUGAGUGGGUCCUGAAGCAACCGUGCUUUGAGAAAACGUCGUUCAUGCUAUUCUUAAACAAGUUCGAUAUAUUCGAGAAGAAAGUUCUAAACGUACAACUUAACGUCUGCGAGUGGUUCAAAGAUUACCAGCCGGUGUCAACAGGAAAGCAAGAGAUUGAACAUGCGUAUGAGUUUGUGAAGAAGAAAUUCGAGGAACUGUACUUCCAGAGCACGGCCCCUGACCGCGUAGACAGGGUGUUUAAGAUCUACAGAACCACUGCCCUUGAUCAGAAGCUUGUGAAGAAGACUUUCAAGCUCGUAGACGAGACGUUGAGACGGAGAAAUCUCUUCGAGGCCGGAUUAUUGUGACCGGGAACACCAAGUUGUAUUUUGAAGAACACAUUCUCAGCACACUCAGCAGAUUCCUUGAUUGUUAGCAUUUUAUAUUUUUAAUUAAAAUCCUGUUCCACUUAAACGAGUGUCAUGACAGAUGUAAUAACAUAUAAAAAUGAUUGUUGCAAAGGACCUAUAGGUAAGUUGGUUACAAUGGCGUAGCCAGAAAUUAUUCGGUGGGUGGGCUAAGCUGAAAUUAUUAUUACGAAAUCAAGUUUUUAAUCUUAUGUUGCCCACAUAAAGUUAUAUAAUAGUAAAAACUUGAAUGUAGUAAUUUGACGCAAGAAUUUUAUGCUAUGUUUUUUAGGUUUCUAGCUUUCAAAGCUUUCAAGUGAAUAAAAUAAGGAAUCAUUUGUGA